Molecule: messenger RNA, 3039 nt
Organism: Onychomys torridus (southern grasshopper mouse)
Lineage: Eukaryota; Metazoa; Chordata; Mammalia; Rodentia; Cricetidae
Gene: Adgrf3
Product: adhesion G protein-coupled receptor F3
Exons: 14
Coding region: 1-2988 (995 amino acids)
Biological process (GO): cell surface receptor signaling pathway; G protein-coupled receptor signaling pathway
Cellular component (GO): membrane
Molecular function (GO): G protein-coupled receptor activity
Source: RefSeq, a predicted model, not a curated record
AUGGCCUCUCUAGCUCUCUCCCAGCUGCUCCUGGCCAUGACUCUUCUCCGGCUGGAGUUGGAGUCAACAUUUGUCCCCACAGUCCAGUCAGAACUCAAACCGUCAGCAGGGAAUUCUGGGCAGCAACUGAACCAGAACAAUGGAGUAGGGGAAUUAGCACUGGUCUCCAGCUACGUCCAGCUGGAAUUUCCAAACAGGACCCUACCACAGCAACUCCCUGAGAACUUGACUCUUCCAGCUGCCUGGACAUCCCUUCGCCCAAGAAUGCUUAUUGCUCUUGGCCUUACAACAGAGUGUCGAGACAAACAUGAUGGGAUUCAGUUCUGCUUUUGCCGCCCUGGCUACCUGUGGAACGCUGCGCUUUGCUCCCUAUAUCCGACCUGCCACAGCGACGUCAGAUCGGAGAGCGAUCUCUGUAGAUGCCUCAGUUUCCACGGUCCUGUUUCUGGCUACUGCCAGUUGCUGCCACCUGUUCCUGCAAACCUAACCCUGGACUCCCAGCUGCCUAGCGACACCCUGAACCUCAUUCUCAAGACAGCGGAGGCCACCAACCUGAAGUGGUACUUGCAGCAUCCAGACAACCACAAACGCAUCUACCUACGGCCAGGGACAAAUGUGUUCCAGAUGUCCACUCAGGGCCAGUCUGGCCUUCACAUCGCCAGCUUAUCCCGUUACUGGACAGGUACGUAUAUGAGCAUCUUUGAGGCCCAGGGAUUCAGGUGGAGGCUGCAUCGGGUGGUGCAGGUGCCCUUGAAGAAGGAAGAAGUGGUUCAACUCCCAGACAAGCUGUCCGUCUCCUGCGCUGCCUCCACUGGCUUCCAGCUGAGCUGCUGCAUACCGCACACAAAAUUGAACUACACUGCUCUCUGGAGUCCCAGGGAGGGCAGCCAAGCCUCCUUGUAUAACACAUCAGAUUCCCAGUGCCUGGUGCUGACUGUUCAGCGCUGCCCAGCAGCUGAUACCACAUAUACGUGUACCCUCCACAGUCCGAACCUGCUUCCUCUCGUGGCUCCUGUCUCCAUCACCAUCAUCCAGGAUGGAGACACUACCUGCCCUGAGGACUUCUCAGUGGUUGCCUGGAAUGUCACCAAGGCUGGCUUCGUGGCACAGGCCCCGUGUCCUGUGAAUAAGAGGGGCGUGGUGAAGAGGCUCUGUGGGUCUGAUGGCAUCUGGGGGCCCAUCCAGAACAGCUGCACAGAGGCAAAGAUUCUAAGCUUGUGUCUUGAAGCCCAGCUGCUGCUGGAAGGCCAGGGAACACCGGAUGAGGAGGUGCCACGUAUCCUGAAAGAGCUGCAAGAGCAGGUGGGGGUGGCCAGCACCCCCUCUGACUUACGAGAAAUGCUGCACACUGUGACCUUCCUGGCCAAUGUGGUAGCAGAGACAAGAACAGAGCUUACAGACAGUGCCCUGAAGGAUCUCCUGACAACCACAGACAAGAUCCUAGAUGGGAACAUCAGCUCUCUGUGGACUCUGGCCCAGGCCCAGGAGCCCUCGAUGGGCUCAGAUUUCCUGGCGGCUGUGGAGACCCUGGUCCACAGCUUGGACCCACAGCAGCAUCCUUUUUUCUUCAGCUCAUCUAAUGUGUUCCUGCAGAGCCAGCUCCUCCGACACACCUCUCCUUCUGGCUACCAAAUGUCCUUCUCUGCCUGGCCCCUCCUGCAGGCACGGAUUCCAUGGCAUUCACUGGCCCCACUGGUCCAUAACGGAACUAAUGUCAGCAUUACUAGCCUAGUACUGCAGAAACUGGACCACCGUCUGCCCUCAAACUAUAUACAAGGGCUGUGGAACACGCCGUAUACCACUCCUGGGCUGAUCCUGGUGGUCUCCAUCACAGCAGACGGCCAGGCCUUCACAAAGGCAGAGCUUCUCAUAGACUUUGAAGACAUGAAUGGAACCCGGCACUGUGUCUUCUGGAACCACAGUCUCCACCAGGGUCAGGGGGCGUGGUCAGAUAAAGGGUGCCAGGUACACGAGGCCAACGCGAGCACCGCCACUCAAUGCCUUUGCCGGCAUCUCACUGCCUUUUCCAUCCUCAUGUCCCAACACACCGUCCCGGAAAACCCUACCCUGGACCUGCUGAGCCAAGUGGGUGUUGGGGCUUCCAUCUUGGCACUGCUCGUGUGCCUGGUCAUUUACAGGCUGGUGUGGGGAGUGGUGGUUCGGAACAAAGUCGCCUUCUUCCGCCACGUGGCCCUGUACAACAUGGUGAUCUGCCUGCUGGUGGCAGACACAUGCUUCCUGGGAAGCCCGUUGGUUCCUUCAGGGCACCACAGCCUUUUCUGCCUAGUCACCGCUUUCCUGUGUCACUUUUUCUACCUGGCCACUUUUUUCUGGAUGCUGGCACAGGCCCUGGUGCUGGCUCACCAGCUGCUCUUUGUUUUCCAUCAGCUGUCCAAGUACUUGGUCCUCUCCCUGAUGGUGAUCCUGGGCUACCUGUGCCCACUGGGGCUUGCAGGUGUCACCCUGGGCCUCUACUUGCCCCCGAGGAAAUACCUGUGGGAGGGGAAAUGCUUGCUGAGUGGAGACGGAGUCAUGCUGCACACCUUCAGCGAGCCAGUGCUGGCCAUCGUCACUGUAAAUGCACUGGUCCUGGUCAUAGUUGUGCUGAAGCUCCUGAGACGGUCCCCGUCAGAGGGACCCCCCUCGGAGAAGCGCCACGCUCUUGUGGGGGUGUUUAAGGCCCUGCUUAUUCUCACGCCCAUCUUCGGCCUCACCUGGGGCCUGGGUGUGGCCGUUAUAUUUGAUCCAGACUCUCUCGUCUCUCAGUACGCCUUCACCAUUCUCAACAGCUUCCAGGGUGUCUUCAUCUUAGUGUUUGGCUGCCUCACAGACAAGAAGGUACUGGAGGCCUUGCGCAAACGCUUCCGCUUCCGGGGCACCCAGUCCUCCAGCUGUGCCCUCUCCCUGGCCACAAAUGAAACCCACACCUCCGGACACAGCAAAGAAAGAAGUGAGCAUGCCAGUUAUGAAGAAAGGAUGGCUGAUUGACAGGAGGAACCUGCGAUCUUCUGGACAUUGAAGAUGAAGGGCAGAAUUCAG